AAAAUAUAUACAAAACUCCUCUUACAUUUGAUUCACCAAAUCUAUCAACAAUUGAAACUUAUAGAACCUACACUACUAGCAUUCAAACUACUAGAAAUGAAAAAAAUUUUACUAUUAUUCUUGCUUGUUUAGCUGAUGAAACAAAACUACAACCUUUUGGAUUAUCUUGGGUUUUUGAAUGUAUGUUACAUAAAGACUUUCGCAUCAAGAUGGAUGUUUACACAAAAUCUCUUGAGAAUAUUUUUGACUACGAGCAAGAAGCCAGAAUGGAAAUUGCACAAGUGCUUCUUGACAGUUAUAAAAUGGGAACGCGGGGGCUUUCUGGGUUCCCUGUAUAA
This is a messenger RNA of Scutellospora calospora, 338 nucleotides long. NCBI's taxonomy places the organism in Eukaryota, Fungi, Glomeromycota, Glomeromycetes, Diversisporales, Gigasporaceae. The record is from the annotation of a GenBank genome assembly.